Molecule: messenger RNA, 3535 nt
Organism: Ixodes scapularis (black-legged tick)
Lineage: Eukaryota; Metazoa; Arthropoda; Arachnida; Ixodida; Ixodidae
Gene: stas
Product: transmembrane protein 41B
Exons: 7
Coding region: 142-942 (266 amino acids)
Cellular component (GO): endoplasmic reticulum membrane
Source: RefSeq, a predicted model, not a curated record
AGCCGGAUACAAGAGAUACAAGUGCUUCAUGACCGCGCUGGCAUACAGCUGGUCUCGAGGCAUUUUCUAUUCUAAAAGGUUCCAAUGAUGUGCCGCUAGGUGGACACCGUUUACUGUCGCUGCUGUCGCUUUCUCGUAAAAAUGGCAGCGGACUGCGACGCGAAUAUGAAACAAGAAACCCCAACAGUGCCUUUAAAAGCGGGAAGAGGGAGCACAAGUCGAGCGAUAUUCAUCCUCGCUAUGAUAUUCCUGUCCUCACUGCUGUGCCUAUUUCUAGUCUACUUGAAUUUUCCAAAAUUAGAACCGUCUGAAAAGCAGCAUAUCAAGUUACCAAGGGACAUAGAAGAUGCCAAGGGGUUGGGGCGCGUCCUCAACAGGUACACGGAUAGAUAUUUCUUUGCAGUCACAUCGGGAUUCUUCGUCACCUACAUUUUCCUGCAAUCGUUUGCCAUUCCUGGCUCCAUCUUCCUGAGCAUCCUCUCCGGAUUCCUGUUCCCUUUCCCUAUGGCGCUCUUCCUGGUGUGCCUCUGUUCGGCCUUGGGAGCGUCGUUCUGCUACUUCUUCUCGUACCUGGUGGGAAGACGCCUGGUGCUCAAGUACUUUCCGACCCGGGCGCUCCAGUGGUCCGAACAAGUGGGCCAGCACAGGGCUCAUCUGCUCAACUACAUGAUCUUCCUCCGCAUCACCCCCUUCCUGCCCAACUGGUUCAUCAACAUCGCAGCACCCGUCAUCGACGUGCCCAUCGCACCUUUCUUUCUCGGAACCUUCGUCGGGGUGGCGCCGCCGUCGUUUGUGGCCAUCCAGGCGGGCACCACGCUGCACCAACUGAGCUCGUCCAAGGACGCCGUGUCGUGGUGGUCUGUCUCUGUGCUGGCCGCCUUCGCUCUCCUCUCCCUGCUCCCAGUCGUCUUCAAGGGCAAGCUCAAGCAGAAAGUGCUCUAGCCGAGGAGCCCCCCUCCCCCUCAGACUCUUCCCUCUCUCCCUUCGGCUGCAGAGAUGAGGGCAGAUGCAGACUGGAUCUUUUUCCUUUCCCUCGCACUCCUCCGGUCCCGUGUUUUUUAUUUCGGGGAUGUCUCAGUUUCCCCAAAAUCCCAAAGCUCCGCUCCGUCGGUAGUGUUUUCUCUUGUUUGCCGCAUUUGAAUUGUGUCGUUUAGCGCCGGGACUCCCGCAUGGUUUUCAUUUUUUGUUUGUUUUGUUUUUGAGCGGACUCGAGGAGAGCGGCAAUGGGAAAUUGGGCAGACGACCGUCACCGUACUGCCGAGAGAAUGCGGGAGAGCUGCCCCCUGCCAUGGAGGUUGGAAGUGCACAAUUUUCAACAAAGUGCAUUUUCUUUUCUUUUUUUUUUCUUUUUUUUUUUUUUUUCAUUUAGAACUUUAGAUCUGGCUCAUUAAUAUAUACAUAGUAUAUAUAUUAUGCACACUUUUGUCUUCUCGUGCUCGAACGUGAGCCUCCCUAUUGAACUGCUUUUCUCUGGAGUGAUAGUGUCUUUCCGUUUCAUUUUCCACAAAUAUAUACAUAUUUCUUUUUUUUUUUUAUUCGGAAGGUUGCAGGGUGUUGGCGUACGCUCCACCCAAAUAUGUGUGGCUACGAACCUUUUCUGAAAACUAUGUAUACAUGUGUGCUCGCUCUUUAGUAUCAAAACGUUUCACUCGCUUCACCCCGUCCUUUCAUUUGUCCUCUUGUUCUCGAAAUGCACUCGACAAGCACAUUGAAACCCGCGUCGCACUCCGACGAGAAAGCCAUCGGGUGUAAACUUGUAAGUCCGGCCCCAUUAUGAUCGUAUGCAGUGUUCUCUUCCCUAAACACGAAGGCUCAGAAAUGCGUAGCAGUCACGGGAAAAGCUCUCCCCGUAGGCUCCACAAAGUUUCGCACUGAAUGAAGACACAAACGAAAUGGGAAAUGUGAGGGAGAAGGGAGGUUCAAAAGUUGGUGGUGGGUUUUUGGAAAUCUGAAGGACGUAUUAAAAUCCUGCCUGCCUGACAACUUUUGCUUCGGCAAAACUUUUAAAUAGUGGCCCUGCCUGGGCAUUAUUUUGCUGCAUGCCUUUCCACUUCACAAAUUGACUGCUCCAUGUUUUGUACGCUUUGAACAUUCAUUUGUAGAACAAUCAACCUUUUAUUCUUAGAAGCGUGAAUUUCGUUGCGCCUCAAAAACAUUUGCUGGCUUUGGUCGUGUUUUUUUUUUUUUUUUUUUUUUUAAUCGAAAGUAGCGGAUUUUUUCAUCAUCCAGGCGUUAACCAAGGUUUGUGACUAAACAAGUCAUUGACUAAAAAAUACAGUGUUAUGCUAAUGUAAAAAGAAAAGUUGAUUAUUAAUAUUUUUGUUUCUUGCACCAGCUUUAUUUUUUCCACCAUUUUCGCUUUAAAACAAUGGCCAACAUUGAAAGUAUAAAUGCAGAGAUAUCGCACACUUUAUUGGAUUUCUUGAGUUUUUUUUUUUUUUAUUUAUGCCACAUUCAAAGUCCUUAGGCCUUAUGCUUUGUUUCUCACACAGCAUUCUGGACGGUGGAAUACAGUAAUCUGCCUAACCUGCUUGUCCGUCUUGCCGCAUAACCUUCCCACUUUCCAAGAGAAUGCUGCUUGAAUUGCAGGCUCCGUAACAAAGUAUGCUGUGAUGUGGCCAUGUUUCACAUGUGCAUGUGUUUGUAUGUGCAGUGUGUGCAAAGUCCCGGCCACUAGGCACAGCGCAGAGAGGUUGGAAAUUGAUGACCACUUCGGUUAGCAUCCCCCUUUUUUUCUCACCUGGCUAAUUGGAUGAUUUAGCUGCAUGUCACUUUGCCGCUUUUCUUAUAUCAACUUUGGCAGUACUGGUCUGGUGAGACAUCUAGGUGCAUGACAAAAGGGGAGGGGCUAGAAACCUUUCCCAUUCAUUGUCCAACUGGCAUUCAAGUUUUAAUGUCUAGUUGGACAAGGCAAAGACGACCUACACUCUAUAAACAAGGCUCCCAAUUGGGUGCCGCUGCUUUCCGGAGAUGAGCUGACCAACCAGUGGUGAGCGCUGUGCUGCCCGUGUCUGUCGCUGGUGGUUUGAAUGUGUGUGUAAAAUAUGUGCAAUACGUGUACAGUGAAGUUCUGCAUGCAAAGGCUGCCGUGCCUGUGUGUGUUUUUUAGAUCCUCCUAGGCAUCUAACAAAUAUACUAGACAGACUCCUUAACCAAUGCUGGGUUAGUGGUUUCACUGGCGCUCUUUUUCCGACGAGCCUGGAGGUGAAACGGAAGAAACAUUCCUAAGGGUAACAAACAGUAUUUCCCUUUUUUUUUUUCUUUUCCUUUGGAUUGUUUAUCUUUUUUAUAACAGUGCAAAGACUAGUCAUCUGUAAUUAGAACUUAAUAGAGCACUUUUCCUUUCUUCGACUUUUUCUCUCAAUACUUUUCUUCUUGUGUUUCUGUCGACCGAGAAAGACUCCGUUUUGUGGAGACAUAAAAAAAAGAAAAGAAAGAAGAGACAUAUGGAUCUGUGUAGAUAUUGCGUGCUAUUUGGCGUUACUUGAAGACCCCAAUAAAGGGAAAUUCUAAGUUGUGUGUAUGAAAAACAAAA